Molecule: messenger RNA, 1293 nt
Organism: Theobroma umbraticum
Lineage: Eukaryota; Viridiplantae; Streptophyta; Magnoliopsida; Malvales; Malvaceae
Product: thylakoid lumenal protein (Mog1/PsbP/DUF1795-like photosystem II reaction center PsbP family protein)
Biological process (GO): photosynthesis
Cellular component (GO): extrinsic component of membrane; photosystem II; photosystem II oxygen evolving complex
Molecular function (GO): calcium ion binding
Source: RefSeq, a predicted model, not a curated record
UUCAAGAAAAAGAGAGAUUACAAAAGAAGCGAACAACCAACUUCUUUGCUGGUUGAAGUUCUGCUCUUGAUUCUUGAACCUUUUGUUUUAGAAGACGGCGCGUAUUAAUUAUUAGUAUUCUCAUUUUGUUACCAAUUUUGAGUUCUGAAGAAGAUGGGCACAACAUUGUUCACUGGCUGCAGUAGCUUUUCAUGGAAAUGUCAUCAGCAAGUAGCUCCUCCUUGCAGUCUUGCUCAAUCUUCACCAGAAAAUGGAGUUUCAACCGUAAACGCUGUCCCGGGUUCAAGAGGAAUUGCCUUGGCUGAUAAGGAGCAAGAGCAGUCCUGGGGGAUUUUGAGUAGACGACGAUCAAUUUUGGUAUCUGGGAUUUCUCUAGCGUCAUCGGCUGUAUUGGGAUUUCCAGGAGAGGGAUUGGCAGUCGUCAAACAAGGUCUUCUAGCAGGGAGGAUUCCUGGCUUGUCUGAGCCAGAUGAACAAGGUUGGAGGACAUACCGCAGACCAGAUGACAAGUCCGGAGGGCAUGGAGUUGGAUGGAGUCCUAUCAUCCCUUAUGCCUUUUCAGUACCUCAAGAAUGGGAAGAGGUUCCUGUAUCAAUUGCGGAUUUAGGUGGUACAGAGAUAGACUUGAGGUUUGCUAGCUCAAAGGAAGGACGAUUGUUUGUCAUUGUUGCACCAGUUCUGAGAUUUGCUGACAAUCUUGGUGACAAUGCCAGAAUUGAAAAGAUCGGACCUCCAGAAAUCGUGAUUAAUGCAUUUGGACCAGAGGUGAUCGGUGAAAAUGUAGAAGGGAAGGUGCUGAGCAUUAACACGGCAGAACAUGAUGGCAGAAUGUAUUAUCAGUAUGAGUUGGAGCCACCUCAUGUAUUGAUCACAGCAACUGCAGCCGGAAAUCGCCUUUACCUAUUCAGUGUAACAGGAAGUGGUCUUCAAUGGAAAAGGCAUUACAAGGAUUUGAAGAGGAUAGCGGAGUCCUUUCGUGUUGUCUAGUUUGGAUCUCCCUGAAUUGUGACAUCAGUACAAAGUUAGAGUUGGAUGUUUUUCCUUUUAUGGUAAUUCAUAAUGACAAGAAAAACAACGAGAAGAAAAACAGUGUAUUUGCAGCACUACAAAAUAUGCAACUUUGUUCGGAGAAGAUUUUGCAUAAAAGCUCUAUACCUGGCUAGAAGCUACAAGAAAAAGUUUGUAUUUACUGUCAAAGGAGUAACAUCUAAUUUCAUUCAGAAUAUCAUAUUGUCUUUUUGGAACUUACAGCUAUGUACUUCUUACACUUUGCUAUUGCAAUGUUCACCAUCA